Molecule: messenger RNA, 1977 nt
Organism: Cricetulus griseus (Chinese hamster)
Lineage: Eukaryota; Metazoa; Chordata; Mammalia; Rodentia; Cricetidae
Source: RefSeq, a predicted model, not a curated record
AUGGAGGAAUUGGGGAAGAGCGAAGGCUCAUGGUAUUCCUACCGCAGCCCUGCCCAUACCAACUCUGUGUCAGCUGCAGCUCCCAUUCCAGAGGCCUCCGUCUCACUCAUUCAUCUGAAGCCCUUACCAACAGCUGCUUCUGACCUCCUUGAUCCAGGGGCAUUUCCUGUGAUGCAGCGUCAGAUCCUGCCCUUCAAGGAGUUAUUUUUGCUAGUCUUCAGCUGCCUGGUGCUGUCCGUGCUGUCCACUAUCCAGGAGCACCAGGAACUUGCCAACGAGUGUCUCCUCAUCUUGGAAUUCGUGAUGAUUGUGGUCUUUGGCUUGGAGUAUAUAAUCCGCGUCUGGUCUGCUGGCUGCUGUUGCCGCUACAGAGGAUGGCAGGGCCGCUUCCGCUUCGCCAGGAAACCUUUCUGUGUCAUCGACUUCAUCGUGUUCGUGGCCUCGGUGGCAGUGAUCGCCGCGGGCACACAGGGAAACAUCUUUGCCACGUCCGCGUUACGCAGUAUGCGCUUCCUGCAGAUCCUGCGCAUGGUGCGUAUGGACCGCCGUGGCGGCACCUGGAAGUUGCUAGGCUCAGUGGUCUAUGCGCACAGUAAGGAGCUGAUCACCGCCUGGUACAUCGGAUUCCUGGUGCUCAUCUUCGCCUCUUUCCUCGUCUACCUGGCUGAGAAGGACGCCAACUCUGAUUUCUCCUCCUAUGCUGACUCACUCUGGUGGGGGACGAUUACACUGACGACCAUUGGCUAUGGUGACAAGACGCCACAUACAUGGCUGGGCAGGGUUCUGGCUGCCGGCUUCGCCUUACUGGGCAUCUCCUUCUUUGCCUUACCUGCUGGCAUCCUGGGCUCUGGCUUCGCCUUGAAGGUCCAGGAGCAGCAUAGGCAGAAGCACUUUGAGAAGCGCAGGAUGCCAGCAGCCAACCUCAUCCAGGCUGCAUGGCGCCUGUACUCCACAGACACAAGCCGAGCCUACUUGACAGCCACCUGGUACUACUAUGACAGUAUUCUCCCAUCUUUCAGAGAGCUGGCCCUCUUGUUUGAACACGUACAACGGGCCCGCAAUGGGGGCCUACGGCCCCUGGAGGUGAGGCGGGCGCCAGUGGCUGGGGGAGCGCCCUCUCGCUACCCGCCCGUUGCCACCUGCCACCGGCCGGGCAGCGCCUCCUUCUGCCCUGGGGAAAGCAGCCGGAUGGGCAUCAAAGACCGCAUCCGAAUGAGCAGCUCCCAGAAGCGGACAGGACCCUCCAAGCAGCACCUGGCACCUCCGCCAAUGCCCACCUCGCCAAGCAGUGAGCAAGUGGGUGAGGCAUCCAGCCCCAGCAAGGUGCAGAAGAGCUGGAGCUUCAAUGACCGCACCCGCUUCCGGGCCUCUCUCAGACUUAAGCCCCGCAGCUCUGCUGAGGAGGGCCCCUCGGAGGAAGUAGCUGAGGAGAAGAGCUACCAGUGUGAGCUCACGGUGGAUGAUGUCAUGCCUGCUGUGAAGACAGUCAUUCGUUCUGUCAGGAUUCUGAAGUUCUUGGUAGCCAAAAGGAAAUUCAAGGAGACACUGCGGCCGUAUGAUGUGAAGGACGUUAUCGAGCAAUACUCCGCAGGGCAUCUGGACAUGCUGGGGCGGAUCAAGAGCCUCCAAGCUCGGGUGGACCAAAUUGUGGGUCGAGGGCCUGGGGACCGCAAAUCUAGGGAGAAGGGCGAAAAGGGGCCUUCGGACACGGAGCCAGUGGAUGAAAUCAGCAUGCUGGGGCGCGUCGUCAAGGUGGAGAAGCAGGUGCAGUCCAUUGAGCACAAGCUGGAUCUGCUGCUGGGCUUCUACUCGCGCUGCCUACGCUCUGGCACCUCGGCCAGCCUGGGUACCGUGCAAGUACCGCUCUUUGACCCUGACAUCACCUCGGACUACCAUAGCCCUGUAGACCACGAGGACAUCUCCGUCUCGGCACAGACGCUCAGCAUCUCUCGCUCAGUCAGCACCAACAUGGACUGA